Molecule: messenger RNA, 3943 nt
Organism: Gorilla gorilla gorilla (western lowland gorilla)
Lineage: Eukaryota; Metazoa; Chordata; Mammalia; Primates; Hominidae
Gene: TMEM92
Product: transmembrane protein 92
Exons: 6
Coding region: 2565-3101 (178 amino acids)
Cellular component (GO): nucleoplasm
Source: RefSeq, a predicted model, not a curated record
GUAAGCUUGUUGAACUUUUGGGCCCUACCCUUGUAGGUCAGGAGCCUGCUUCUGGAGCCUGGUCGCCACCUUCCAGAAUCAGGAUUUCCUCCUGACCACACACAAUUAGCUACUUCCUUUCUCUCUUUGCUGUGGAGGUGGAGGUGGGGGCAGCGGAGGAGGCUCUGGGAGAGGCUGGGUUCUCCCACCUCUGAGGGGGAUCCUGUGGUGGGAAGUGGCCACCAGCCACCACCUUAUCUGACACCUAGCACGUCUCUGUGAAUAGGGACUUUGGACCCCGUAUUAGCCUCAGCUUAUCCUUCCAGCUCCUUCCCGCCUGAGCUUUGGACACCUGGGCCAGCACUUAGCCCCAGCUCUGUUCCUCCAGUGCUGGGGGACCCUGGGAUGUCCCCACCCUCUUUGGGACUGUGUCUCUGCUUGUUCCCUAGGGGAGAGAAGGCUCUUUUGUCCCCUUCUAGGGGUAAGUAAUCCCAGCCUGUGGUGGGAUUUGACCUGGCUGCCUGACCAAGGCUGGGGUGACCUCUGAAAUCUGUGAUUUUGAGAGGAAGGUGUAGGGUUCGAGUGUUCCCUCCGCCCUUCUGUUCCUCCCAAGUAAACUCUACAGGUGAUGGGGGAAGGCUGUCCGGUCCUGGGAUGGGUGUUUAUCCUGGGAACAGAGACGGGUCUAGAACAUGCAUUUGUGUCUUAUUUCCAUUUAAGAACCGGAGGGAAGUCAGGGUCUUCCAUAGUUAGGAUUUUAGAACAGGGCACCUUCACACAUCUGGGCUGAGCUUUCAGAGAGGCUCUGCCAAAACCCUUCCGUGGACCCGGGUUAGUGAGCAAGGUAUUCCUUCUAAAUCACUGGGCGGUCAGUUUGUGUCAAUGCUGGGCUGGGCAUCCUCUGGUUUACCCCUCCCACCAACCCCAGGGGCGAGGUGCUGUUAAUGCCUUCAAUUCUGGAGUUAAGUAAGCUGAGAUUUACUUACUCCCAGCCCAAGACCACCCUGAUGCUCCAUAAAACUCAGCCUCUGAACCACCCCAGACAAGACUACCCCCUGGUUAAAAUGUGGGGAGACAAUCUGGGAGAAGAGCUCCUCCCCCUCCCAAACCGGAACUUGAGAUUAAUUUACUAAACCUGUUAAUUAUCCAUUACUUAUUAGUUGGGGUCCAGGAAAAGGACAAGGGCCAAAGUGGGGUCUGAGGGGGAAGGGGUACUGCUGAGUGCCUGGAUGGACCCCUCGAUUUGUCUCCAAGUUCCCUCUCUGUAUAUAUAUUUUUUUAAUUUAAAGAAUAGAGGCCAGGCGCAGUGGCUCACGCCUGUAAUCCCAGCACUUUGAGAGGCCGACGCAGGCAGAUCAUGAGGUCAGGAGUUUCAGACCAGCCUGACCAACAACCCCAUCUCUACUAACAAUACAAAAAUUAGCCAGGCAUGGUGGCACGUGCCUGUAAUCCCAGCUACUUGGGAGGCUGAGGCAGGAGUAUCACUUGAACCUGGGAGGCGGAGGUUGCAGUAAGCCGAGAUCGCACCACUGCACUCCAGCCUGGGCAACAGAGCGAGACUCCAUCUCCAAAAAGAAAAAAAAGAAAAAAGAAAAAAGAAUAGAGACAGGGUCUCGCUAUGUUGGCCAGGUUGGUCUUAAACUCCCGGCCUCAAGCAAUCCACCCACCUCAGCCUCCCAAAGUACUUAGGAUUACAGGGAUGAGGUACCACACCCAGCCUGUCUCCAAUUCUAUAGUCAUUCCUGUGUGCUGUGUGAUUUGGAUUCACAGACUCACCCUUUCUGGGCCAACCUGCAGGGGUUCCUUCCUGUUCCUGUCCCCACAAGGGGACAAAGCCUGUGAGAUGGUACUCAGCCUGGGACUGAGCAUGGAAAAGGGGAAUUACCCCAACUCUUAUUGGCUAUCACUGGUAUUCUUAUCUUUACUGUUGCGAUUUGCAAUUGAAAUAUUUUAUAAAGGUAUAAAGAUAAAGAUAAUGGUGGUUUUGCCAAAGCUGGCUUCCUAUUUUUUAGCCUUGGUUGUUUGUCCCAGGAGGCUAGGGUGGGGUGAGAGAUGCCCUUCCCCACCACCCAUUUCCUAUGUUCUGGCACCUACAUCCCUCCCCCACAGUCUGGGAGCAGCCAGGAUGAAAUGAAACCAGGUAAUUGAUGAAUGCACGUUCAUUCAUUCUGCAAAUAUUUUGACUACUGGGUUUUCAACAAUGAUGCAGCAAAAAUCCCUGCCCUCGCGGAGUUUGCCUUUUACACAACUGAAGGACAAUUAACAAGAUAAAGUAAAUAUAUAGUAUGUUAGAUGUUGACAAGAGAUGUGGAGAAAAGUUAAGCACACUAAGGGGAAAGGGUGGUUGUAAUUUUUAAUAAGGUAACCGGAGAGGGAGGAGCUGGAGCCAGCCUUGCAGCCACCUAGAAGAGUGUUCCAAGUCAGUGCGGCUUUGACACACAAUUGCUAUCAAUGGAGGGAAAUUCUGUAAGAUGUCCUGGGUGCCCUGCAGACCUAGUACAGAAGAGGGGGAAGCUGAUUUGGGAGGCGGGGUCCUGGCAGCUUUGCAGAGCAUGGAAUCCCUUAGGCAGGGAUCUGAAGGAUGAAUGGAGGCUCGGACAGGUGUAAAACAGCCAGGAAGAGUCCUCCUGCCCGCAGUGUCUGCAGUGACUGAAGGUGGGAUAAGGAAAGUCGCUAGUGCCCUGAGCCAUGGGUGUCACGGUGGAAGCCAGAUUGCAGCCAAAUGUGGUCUCAUCCUCGCCUGCCCCAAAGGAUUCAAAUGCUGUGGUGACAGCUGCUGCCAGGAGAACGAGCUCUUCCCUGGCCCCGUGAGGAUCUUCGUCAUCAUCUUCCUGGUCAUCCUGUCCCUCUUUUGCAUCUGUGGACUGGCUAAGUGCUUCUGUCGCAACUGCAGAGAGCCGGAGACAGACACCCCCGUGGAUUGCCGGGGGCCCCUGGAACUGCCCUCCAUCAUCCCCCCAGAGAGGGUCAGAGUAUCCCGCUCUGCGCCCCCACCCCCCUACAGUGAGGUGAUUCUGAAGCCCAGCCUGGGCCCAACUCCCACAGAGCCACCCCCUCCCUACAGCUUCAGGCCUGAAGAAUAUACCGGGGAUCAGAGGGGCAUUGACAACCCGGCCUUCUGAGUCACCUCCUGCCUGGAAUCUUGCCAUCAGCAACCUCCUCCCCAGUGCCUCCUGGAUCAAGCUAGAGACUGCUGGCACCCCAGGAAUGUCCCUGCCCAUCCUGCCGUGUCUCUGUUCAUUGUUGGAUUUAACUUAUUACUUUUUUUGCCUCUGUUUCCACCCCAGCUGCCUCUCUUGUCCUGAGGGUUAGGCUGGAGUGAUAGUAUCUGCCCACCCCCCAACCCAAGAAAGAGGCUGCCGGAAAGAAAAUGCCGACCAUUGGAGGUGCCCAACAGUAGAAUGGGCUACUGUGAGGGGUAGUAAGAGCCCCAUUUCUGGAGGUAUGCAAAUCUUGACUGGACAGCCAGCUCUGAGAUUUUAUCAGGGCACUUCUAUACCUGUGGGACAUUGGACUGGAUGAGCCCUGAGCCAGCUUCCACUCCUACCUGAAUAGAGAACUCACUGCACCCACCCGUAACACGUGAUAAACACAUGUCCUCACUGAAUGUUACUGAUUGCGGCUGAGGGCCUGCCUCUGCCUGUGUGGGGAGGUGGGUGGAGAGGUGAGCCCAGGCACUGCUGGGGGGCGCGGUGAUGGGGUCGCUGCGCCGCAAUCCCACCACUGAUGAGCCACCUGGGAGGUCUGGGAGGACAGUCCAUCCAUGGGCCGCCCUUGGGGAGAGGCUUGUUCUAGAUGUAUUGGCUGUCUGUUUUUUGAUGUCUCUGUGUGCCAAGCAGCCUGGAAAUGGGGUACGCGUGUCCCUUGUGUGGGUUUCCCAAUCCCUUCCGCCCACGGCUUUCCUGGGACACAUGGAGCCCAGCUCUCUGGCUGUCUUACCAUGAGAAGUUGGUAAGUUGGCUGU